AUGUCUCUCUUCUUAACAUUUCUCUACGUUUUCCUCUGUAACUCAGUUUCUCUCUCAUCAUCUCUCUCUCUCCACUUCCCUCUCACAUCUCUCCGUCUCACUCCAACCACAAACACCACUUCUUCUUUACAAACCUCCCUCCUCUCUCGCCGGAAUCCAUCUCCGUCGUCAACUCCGUACAGCUUUCGGUCAAAUUUCAAGUACUCAAUGGCUUUGAUUCUCUCUCUUCCUAUCGGAACACCUGUGCAGACUCAAGAGCUUGUUCUUGAUACGGGAAGCCAGCUCUCGUGGAUCCAGUGCCACCGCAAGAAGAAGAGACCACCAACGACGUCGUUUGAUCCGUCGCUGUCUUCGUCGUUCUCCGAUUUGCCUUGCUCUCAUCCUCUCUGCAAACCGCGAAUUCCCGAUUUUACCCUUCCCACGACAUGCGACUCGAACCGUCUCUGUCACUAUUCCUACUUCUACGCAGACGGAACCUUCGCCGAGGGCAAUCUCGUCAAAGAGAAAUUCACUUUCUCGAAUACCCAAAGUACCCCUCCUUUGAUUCUCGGCUGCGCUGAUGAAUCAACAGACGAUAAGGGUAUUUUGGGAAUGAAUCUUGGUCGUCGUUCUUUCGUCUCGCAAGCUAAAAUAUCGAAAUUCUCGUAUUGUAUCCCAACACGGUCGAACCGGCCCGGUUUUCUUCCGACCGGGUCCUUUUAUCUCGGGGAAAACCCGAAUUCUCGCGGAUUCAAAUACGUCUCUCUGUUGACUUUCCCGGAGAGUCAACGCAUGCCGAAUCUAGACCCUCUGGCUUACACAGUACCUUUGCUAGGGAUCAGAAUCGGACCAAAGAGAUUAAACAUCCCAGCUUCUGUUUUCAGACCCGAUGCAGGCGGGUCGGGUCAAACCAUGGUCGAUUCCGGUUCGGAAUUCACUCAUUUGGUCGACGUGGCGUAUGAAAAAGUGAAGGAAGAAGUGGUGAGGCUUGUGGGGUCAAGAUUGAAGAAAGAUUACGUGUACGGUGCAACAGCUGACAUGUGUUUCGACGGGAACAACCCGGUGGAGAUCGGACGGUUGAUAGGCGAUCUUGCGUUUGAAUUCGGGAGAGGCGUUGAGAUUCUAGUAGAGAAACAAAGGCUUUUGGUUAACGUAGGAAAUGGGGUCCACUGUGUUGGGAUCGGACGGUCAAGCAUGCUUGGUGCAGCGAGUAAUAUAAUCGGGAACGUUCAUCAGCAGAAUCUAUGGGUUGAGUUUGAUGUGACCAAUAGGAGAGUGGGUUUCAGUAAAGCCGAGUGCAGCAGAUUAUCAACGUGA
This is a messenger RNA of Microthlaspi erraticum, 1296 nucleotides long. The record is from the annotation of a GenBank genome assembly. Lineage: Eukaryota; Viridiplantae; Streptophyta; Magnoliopsida; Brassicales; Brassicaceae.